GUGAGUUGAGUGACUUCUGACUUCUGCUUCUGUCUGAUUUGUGUUGUGACUUGUAUUGUGAUUUAACGAAACAAACUUAUUGAUUCUACAAAUUUGGGAUUUCUAAACUUUAUUUAGAAUAUUUAUUUGAUCUCGCCAAGGCCAAAAUAACUAGUUGUCAAGAAAUUCAUUCUCUUGAUCCUACUAGCCUAGGCUAGGUUACUACUGCAACCUUGCUCUGCUUCUGCUUGCGAAUUUACUUGCUGUCUCUGUUUACUAUUAAGUUAGUAACCUAAAAGCUAUUUUAAAUUGUUGUAUUGUAAUAAAAAAGGAAACAAAUAUGCCUAGCGAUGAGGGGCUAGUAUUGUGCUACAAUAAAGGUUGUGGUAAAACAUUUGAUCCCAAUGCAAACAAAUCAGAUUCGUGUGUAUUUCACCCAGGAGUGCCAGUGUUUCAUGAUGCCUACAAAGGAUGGUCUUGCUGCAAGAAAAAGUGCACCGACUUUACAGAAUUUCUUAACAUUAAGGGGUGUACAACUUCCUGCCACAACAAUGUAAAGCCAGAAGAACCUCAGAAACCAGUGGUGGACAAGUCCAAAGCUGCGGAAGUCAUUGAAUAUAGAGCCCCAAAACCAUUUACGGAACCAACUGUCGAGCGGCCAUCUUUCGAUUCACCCAUGACAACAAUGGUGCCAGCGGUGUCCGAUGUUUUGCGCCAACAGGUGGCCGCGUGCAAGCAAGGCGAAGGCGAUGUCACCCCCGACAACUCCCAAGGCGGCAUACCUGUAGGAACUGCUUGCAAGAACAAUGCUUGCAAAGUGACAUACGAAGGACCAGAAACGCUGAAGACACCUUGUGUUCACCAUCCCGGCUACGCAGUCUUCCACGAGGGAUUGAAGUUCUGGUCCUGUUGUACUAAGAGAACAACCGACUUCAACGCCUUCCUCGAACAAGUUGGUUGCAGAACAGACGAACAUGUUUGGUUUAAAUCCAAGGGUGGAAGUUCAGUCAAAUGUAGACUAGACUGGCAUCAGACCGGAUCUGCCGUGUAUGUCUCUGUGUUUGCCAAGAAGUACGAUCCGGAGCAAUCGUACAUCCAACUGUCUCCCGUGAGACUUAAAAUGUCCCUGUACUUCCCAGAACAAGACAGUUACUACACUAACGAUCUUGAACUGCGAGGAAUUGUAAAGGUAGAAGGCAGUUCUGUACAAAUGUUACCAACGAAAGUAGAAGUGAAACUGAAGAAAACAAGCGGCGCUUCUUGGUCUACUUUAGACAUACCUCGUGCCGUGCCUAAACCUGCCACCCCACCUGAGGUGGAGGAGAAACCAGAUGUUACCUUGGAAGAACAAGUAGAUGCGGUAGACUUGAGUGAUCUGUAGGUUACAAAAGUCAUAAAUUUGAAUCUAGUUCGAAGUUCGGUUUUCUUUUACCGUCUUUUGCUAAAAAUACAGGGCACAAUCAUUUAAUUUUUUUAAUUAUAUGGCAUUUUAAUUUGUUAUUGUUGAUAUAUUUUGCUGGUAUUAAUACUCAAUAAAUAUUUUAUUCUUA
Macrosteles quadrilineatus (aster leafhopper) is the source of this 1529-nucleotide messenger RNA. Its product is annotated as cysteine and histidine-rich domain-containing protein morgana-like. The record is from RefSeq and is a predicted model, not a curated record. The coding region runs from base 320 to 1360 and encodes 346 amino acids. Lineage: Eukaryota; Metazoa; Arthropoda; Insecta; Hemiptera; Cicadellidae. The transcript is spliced from 7 exons.